Cylicocyclus nassatus is the source of this 849-nucleotide messenger RNA. The record is from the annotation of a GenBank genome assembly. Lineage: Eukaryota; Metazoa; Nematoda; Chromadorea; Rhabditida; Strongylidae.
AUGCCAGUAACAUGGGCAUCACUCUGGCGACAAUAUCGGAAUGACACCGAGUUUCGCGGUUGUGCCCAUAGUUUUUUGGCGAGUUUUGGAAUAGCAAUAAUCUCUUGGUAUCUCGGUCUGCUGACCGCUUUAUCGUCGUUUUCUAUCUGCAUUCCCUUAUCUUUUUACACUGGACGAUACUUUGGGCAACAACCUAUUUGCGCCGUGCAAGCGACAUUUUUGGGAUUUCUAAGUGGUUCCUCAGUGGCUCUGUUGUUUGUGUGGAGAAACUCACCGACCGCUUUGUUUUGCUUGUAUUCUUUCGUAUUUUCACUGUUCCAUUUCUCUGAGUAUUUCUUCACUGCUGUGACGAAUCGACGGUCCUUGCAGCCCGAUUCUUUUUUGCUGAAUCACUCUUUUGCUUACUGGGCAGCAGCAUGUGCAAGCUGGUUCGAAUUCUUUUUUGAGGCUUAUUUUAUUCCAUCCAUAAAAGUCUGGUCUAUAAGUAUACUUGGUUUUACAAUAUGCCUUUGCGGAGAAGUCCUACGCAAGUUGGCUAUGCUUCAUGCAGGAAGUGGUUUUACUCAUCGCCUUGCUCUAACAAAGCGACCAGAUCACAGACUAGUCACCACGGGUAUUUACUCCUAUCUCCGACAUCCGGGUUAUACUGGAUGGUUUAUGUGGAGUAUAGGAACUCAGAUUAUACUUUGCAAUCCAUUUUGUUUAUGUGCCUAUACGUACGUCAGCUGGAAUUUCUUCAAUGAACGGAUUUACGAUGAGGAAAGGGACCUCAUAAACUUCUUUGGUCAGCAAUAUAUUAACUACCGGAGGGACGUUUGGAUUGGUAUACCAUUUGUGAAAGGAUUUGAG